UCUGAGCUACGUGUAAUGGAUGACAGUAGCAAUCGAAAAAUCCAGUGGUAUGAACUAUCCAAGAGUUCUUUGCAAUAUUUUUGUCGAAUGAAUGAUCAACAAAGGUUUCGUAGUUUACUGGAACCAAUACUUGUUCCACGUGUAGUUGGCUCUCCAUCUCAUCGAGCGGUUUCUUCCCAUCUAGCAAGGAUAUUGUCUGCAUCAGGUUUCACAAUUCAAUGGGAUGAAUUUACUGAAAGCACUCCUCAUGGGAAGAAACCAUUUAAAACAUUGAUUGCUACACACGAUCCUAAUGUUGAUAGGCGACUGGUUCUUGCUUGUCACUAUGAUUCUAAAAUUUUAAAAGGUGAAGUUUUUAUUGGUGCAACUGAUUCUGCGGUGCCAUGUGCGAUGCUUCUUGAAAUAGCAUCGACUCUUGGCCUACUAUUUUUGCAGGAUGUAACUUUACAAUUAAUAUUUUUUGAUGGUGAAGAAGCAUUUGAAGAUUGGUCAAAUACAGAUUCAAUAUACGGUGCACGGCAUCUUGCUUCCAUGUGGAAAACUACUUACAUUACGACUACACAGCUCUCGUCUUUUAAAAUUUCGACUGAAAUCGACCGCAUAGAUUUAUUGAUACUUCUCGAUCUCUUAGGUGCUCCAAAUCCGCAUCUUUACGAUUUUAGUGGUUAUUCUUCAUCAAAUGCCUUCUUCAAAAUAGCAUCAAUAGAGUCACUUAGGAAAGCUGGUUGCCUUCAUCGAUUACCGCGAAUAUUCCAGCCUCAAACAAUUUUCAGACAAGUAGAAGAUGAUCAUUUGCCAUUUUUGCAAUUCGGUGUACCAGUCAUGCAUCUUAUACCAAUACCUUUUCCAGCCGUAUGGCACACAGCAUUCGAUAAUGCUGAUAUUUUAAGCUAUGAAACGAUUGAUAAUUUGAAUUCUAUUUUGAGAGUCUUUAUUGCCAAUUAUUUUGGCUUGGUACCAUAG
Messenger RNA from Thelazia callipaeda (thelaziosis nematode), 963 nucleotides. NCBI's taxonomy places the organism in Eukaryota, Metazoa, Nematoda, Chromadorea, Rhabditida, Thelaziidae. The record is from the annotation of a GenBank genome assembly.